Molecule: messenger RNA, 1275 nt
Organism: Suillus subalutaceus
Lineage: Eukaryota; Fungi; Basidiomycota; Agaricomycetes; Boletales; Suillaceae
Exons: 5
Coding region: 316-1275 (319 amino acids)
Source: RefSeq, a predicted model, not a curated record
AAUCGGUACAGGAUUGUCGUCUUGCCAGCCGAGUCGAGGCCGAGCAUGAGUAUACGGACAUCUUGGUCUUUGCUCCAUCGUAUCAACGACGACAACGACGUGAAAAGGGAAGAUAUUGUAAGACCCAUGGGAUCAGUAUGUCAGUUUGCUUUGUAGUAGUAGCAGUAGCAGUGUAAAUCUAUUUCCGGGGCGUUUGGCUGGCGACCUUAUCACGUGUGCGAGCCAGUUUGGAUCCAAAGAGAUCCAGGUGCCUCUGUUCGGAUUCGAAGUAAUUAUUUCCGAUAUCAUCCCUAGCCGUGUCUUGUCCUGUGCAGCAUGCCUGCAACAGCCAUCGGGGACGCAUCGCCCAAAUCACAAAAAAAGUCCAGGUCCGCGGACUCUAAUGCCAAGGAUGUCGGUCAAGAACACGUAAAGUCGAAGAAGAGAAAGCAUAAAGAAGCUACCAGUGACGCGUUGUCCAUGACCACCCUAAAAGGUCAAGCGGCUUCUACGACACGAGAUUCUCAGAGCGCGAGUCAUCCCUUAUCUCCUUCAAGUGCACCCUCUGCAGGAAAUGUCGCAUCCAAAAAUGUUCAGCUAGCAAACUUAACAACUACAAGUGAUACGGAGCGGAAAAAGAAGAAUAAGAGUUACUCGGAGGACGUGGUGCACGAGAAGUUGAAAGACAGAAGUGACGAACGUAGGAAGGAGAAGACGAAAAAGAAACUGAAGCACUCAGACGAAGGCCAACAUGAAGGAGACGCACUUAAUGGACAGGUCGCACAUUCAAACGACACCAAGGUCCAAACACCAGAAGAGGCUGCCUCAGAAAAGUCACAACAGAAGAAGAAGAAGAAGAGAAAGGCGGAGGAACAGUCGGGAGAAACACCUGAUAGCAAACCGCUCAAAAAAAAGAAAGGCCACCGUCCACCAGAUUUGCCCUCCACAGACCCUAGUGUAGACGAGUCUCUGCCUGAUCAAAGUCGGAAAGCGUUGUCGUAUGCAUAUGCACGAUUCGAGGAUCCACCGAACUGGAAGUUUAAUAAAGCCAAGCAGAUAUGGCUGAUUAAAAGAUUGUGGUCCGAAGAAAUGAUACCCGAGAAGUAUUUUACCCUAGUGACCAAAUAUCUCGCAGAUGUGAAGGGGGGGAAUUCGAGACUGGCCUUGGAGACACCGGAUCCUGUGACUCCAGAAUCAGUCGUAUUACCAAGUGAUCUUUCGAAUGGAGGGUCCACUACCACGACCAAAGUGACGAGAGCUCGUAGCUUACUGGGUGUUUUGUCGGAUGGACCGUGA